AUGGCAUCCCUCAUCCGUCUUCACCAGGUCAGCCAUCGAAGACUUUCCUUCGCUAACAUCCAAGUGCCAGUCGAGGUGCUUACUGAACGCGAUGGACUGUCGCCGAUUCAAAUCAGAAUGUGUCAUGGUUAUGCCGACCUCAAACGUCCCGCCGUCUCUGAGGUUUGUUCGAGCAGUGGCAUACUUCUGUUUGAACCGGCUAGUUUAUAUAUAUAUAUAUAUAUAUCCACAGUGAUCCACACUUGGGGUUGGGUAUGACUGGCUGAUGACGGCUAAUUAGCCAGAAAUGGCCAUUCCGGUCUCCCUUGUCUUUGUCGGAACCACACGAUCUACAUCAUUCUACUAGUCGCUGUGCGACUGCUUUGGGAAAGGAAGUUUAUUGUGCAAAUUUUCGACGCCGGUCCCCCAGUCGUCGUCAGGCAGAGACGGACAGCAAAUGCGCCAACACAGCUAACAUCUUAAGUACACGUAAAAAAUCGAUAAUCCCUUGACGCUCACGCCAGAAAGCGGCCGUCGUGUUUGUCAGUCCGUUCUGAUUGGUCCUCGCCUCUUCCAUCUCUCCUUGAAAUUUUUGUACGCGGCAUCCAACUCGGUGUGCCGGUUGAUGCAUGAUUCGUCUGAGUGCAUGGCCUCAAGGAACACUCGGCCUUUCUUUGAGGGGCACAUAGCGACAAUGCGAGUUUUCUCCCAAGCGAAAGUGUCUCCGGUGUCCAGGGUGUGCAUGGCCACUUGAGACAGAUGGUUUCGCCUCUUCACUGCCAACCGGUGUUCGUGGAUGCGUGUAGAGGCGCAUUUUCCAGUCUGGCCACAAUAGACGGCAUCACACGCUUCACAAUGGAUCUUGUAAACGACUUCUUUUUUGUCUAGAUAGUUAACCCUAUAUUUAGGGUGCACGAGCUGAGUGCGCAGAGUAGUCGUCGGUCGGUGCGCCACCUGAAUUUGGUGCUUCCUUAAGUGUCUUUUAACGAGUUCGGACACAUUUUUAAUGUAAGGAAGUGUUCGCCAAGUUUUCGGUUCGGCCGUUUGAUUUGGGCUACAGGCUCCUUUCUCUUCGACUCUUUCUGCCUCAUGCAUCGGCGCAUAUAUAUAUAUAUAUAUAUAUAUAUAUAUAUAUAUAUAUAUAUAUAUAUAUAUAUAUAUAUAUAUAUAUAUAUAUAUAUAUAUAUAUAUAUAUAUAUAUAUAGGCAGAAUGCUAUUGCCGACAAUGACAAGGGGGACUGGAAUGGCCAUUUCUGGCUUAUUAGCCGACGUCAGCCAGCCAUACCCAAGCCCGAAGUGCGGAACACUCGAGCCUCGAACUCGCGACCUGUUGGUUUAGAAGUCAACGCCUCUACUCACCGGGCCACGAGCCCGUUGCCUUGUCGGUUUUCGAUCGGGAAUAUACAAUGUUAGGGGGCGCUCACCGAUCGUUCAUACGGAACUCACUCGUUCCGUUGUGCCUUAUGGACUCUCUCUCGAGCCCAACCAGCAGCCGCACAGCGGCGCAUGAAUGCUAUUGCCGACAAAGUCACAGUGGAACGAGUGAGUUCCGUAUGAACGAUCGGUGAGCGCCCCCUAACAUUGUAUAUUCCCGAUCGAAAACCGACAAGGCAACGGGCUCGUGGCCCGGUGAGUGGAGGCGUUGACUUCUAAACCAACUGGUCGCGAGUUCGAGGCUCGGGUGUUCCGCACUUCGGGCUUGGGUAUGGCUGGCUGACGUCGGCUAAUAAGUCAGAAAUGGCCAUUCCAGUCUCCCUUGUCUUUGUCGGCAAUAGCAUUCUGCCUAUAUAUCAUGCGCCGCUGUGCGGCUGCUGGUUGGGCUCGAGAGAGAGUCCAUAAGGCACAACGGAACGAGUGAGUUCCGUAUGAACGAUCGGUGAGCGCCCCCUAACAUUAUAUAUAUAUAUAUAUAUAUAUAUAUAUAUAUAUAUAGUGGUAGGGGGCGCUCACCGAUCGUUCAUACGGAACUCAAUCGUUCCGUUGUGCCUUAAGGGCUCUCUCUCGAGUCCGACCAGCAGCCGCACAGCGGCGCAUGAUAUAUAGGCAGAAUGCUAUUACCGACAAAUCAAGGGGGACUGGAGUGGUCAUUUCGUCAUAAUAAAUCUCGUCUUCAUAUUUCUGUCUUUAUGGUAUUAGUCGGAAAUUUGUGAUUCCAGUGUACCGCAUCCGACAUGGUUUAGGUUUGUUAAGCUCUCAGUUUCCGGGGAAAACUGCAAUUGUUCGAUUAAAUGCACGCACUCAUUUCGAUGUUCAUUCUUUUAAAGCCCUAAACUUUUCGUUUUCGCAAUUUAAAAAUAUCUUAACUAUGUCUCUUUCUAAGUUCACACACAGUUUGCUAUAAAAUAUGCAAAUAGUCUAAGUGUUCAUGCUCUAUUGCACAAUGCUGUAGGUAUUUACAUAUCCAAAUAUAGUGUAUCUAACAGUUAUGUCCCUAGUUCUAUAGUAUUCUCAUGAUCGCACAUUUCUUUCAUUAAUCACAUCUUAAAAACUUCCCAGCAGUUCGCUUAGGGGGGGGGAAUCCAGCAGUCCCCUGAUUUGAAUUCAAAUUGUCUUCGGUCAUGUGUUUAUGUAAUUUAUUAACUUUGAACCAAGUCGCCCACCGCUGCUCACAUUCACCACGAUGCCUGUAGACUAAACAAUUUUACUUCUUUCCCCGUAUCUUAAGUGUGCCUCAACUAUCCACUGUAUUUGAUCGACAAAGCAAGUUAAUGUGCCUCUAAAUUCUGUUAACGCAUGACAUCCUGUGUUCAUCUGUACAGUCUUUGCUAUUCCCCUCGCAUUUCUUUCCUGUUACUUCCUUUCCAUUUCCUCCAUAUAUAUCCUCUGCAUGUAACCAAUAGGGAUUUCAAAGGCAAACACCUACUUUCCCUGAAAUACACUGAUACUGAUGCUGAAGACAAUACAAUGGAUUCACAGAAUGGAGUCAGCACCCUGCUCACAAAGUUAAGUUGGCUGCAUCUGAACAAUGUUCAGUAUUGCUUUUAUGGAAAUGUAAAGUCUUAAGGGCAAUAAUACUUAUUAAGGCAGUUUAUAAUCGAUAAGGUUUUCGAUAUCUUGCAAACUGUACUAUUGCUGUACCCCAAGCAACAACUCACAUAAAUGUCUCUAAAGUAGCCUCAAAACCCAAUCAAUUUUCCGGCAGAAGUUAUAAAAAUGAUUUCCGCGGAUUUCUCUCAAGUUCUUCAAAUACAGUUCAAAGAAACUUGGGCAAGUGGCACUUAUGCAAGAAGUUGGCAACCAAGGGGUAAGAUGUUUAAAGGAAUUCGGAAUUACUGCAUCAGAGGUUGUUGAAAAUAUAUCCAUCCAUGCGAAUGUGAAAAUGACAGGAAGUAGCAUGAAACUCACAACAUUCGUAAUGCUCGCAAGCAGUCGCGCAAACCUGCUUUUUGUUAAGCAUUGCAAAAACUCAACUGUUAUCCUAUCUGUGUAGUCUUCGUUGAGUAUGUCCUUCUUUGUACGAAUUGGAAUACACAGUUUAUCCAUUUACAAUUUCUGUGAAUUCUCUUAGCUUGACGUCAUCAGACAACUACUUCGUAACAUAAUAUACCUGAGUUUUCAGAAGCACAUUCCCGUCUUGUACGUGGAAGGUGCGGUAAUCUUAGAAAAAUGUUAAUUAUUAUGUAGGUUGUGAAUUUCAUAGUGGUUCUUAGUCCUGACUCGAAUCUUGGAACAAGGUGUAGUCAUGCAGUUUUUGGCGAUUUUUAUAAAUCAGUCUUAACCACCUUGCCAAAUACCUCCGCCAUUUGCUUCCUGGUAAUCUACUUUUGGCGAUGCCAUUGACAAAUCUUGCUGCUUUGUUAAGGCCACCCGCUUGCCACUGGCUUGUUCCAAAUCAGGUCAUGAGCAUCGCACCUGUCUUCAAAAACAAAUACAGAAACACUAGGUCCUCCAAUGACUUAUUUUUGUAUUUACAAAGCAACCUCUUAUCAGGAAUAUUUACAAAAUUCAGCGGCCUCAUUACUCCGUUUUACUCACUCAAUGUAACCUUCAAUCAAGGUCUGCCCGCCCACUACGACACCGACUUCCCCGUUGUAGGAGUCUUGGAUGUAAGUCCAAACUACCAGUCUUCUUUAAAAUAUAAAACUUACAAAACCGAAUUGAAAGGUUCAUUCAGAGUCUAGUUGUUAAAGUGGUCGUUUUUCAGGACAGUUCUUUUGUUAAGGUGCACACAUUAUUAUAUCACAUAUAAUAAAUUAUAUAUAUAUUAUUAUGUAUUAUGUACAUUAUUUUAUCAUUCAUUCGGUAAAACACAUAACAUGCGGAUGUUAAACAAAAAGGGAGCGAUGCCAGAGGUCCUUUAUGCAUUACUAGGUCUUCGGCCAAUGUUUAACGCUAGCGCUCAGCAUCCCUUAUAGCAUUCUACUCGCCCAGGACUAGCCGGUUGCGGGCUAGUGCUACGAUUGUCUGGAUUUUUUCAGUAAUCCUAGUGGACACUGCCCACACGAAAACAGCAGGUUGACGCGCCUUACCGGGCGAGUUGAGGGUGCUUUAGCCCGAGGCGAUUUAAGUUGCCAGACAAGGGCCUAAAUUCCGGACAAAGUGCGUGUGUGCACCCUGAAUGCGUGCGUACUCGCAAAGGGACCCACAGGUGUGUCGUGCAAAAUGCACUCGGGUGAGCAGCAAGGAGGGGGUGUAGCAGAAAAGCCCCUUUCCUCGCACAGAUUGAACGCUGUUAGGCAGUCGGAUUAUUAGUCCUGCACUCGCCCACAAGUCAAACGAGCUAGCAACUGUUUAGCUCUGUACGACUAAAUGCUGUCAGGGAUUGACCGAAGACCUAGUAGCGCAUCGUUUUUCAGAAGCCCAAACUAAAUAACUGUCAUAAAAAGAACUUAACUUCGUCUGGUAUGAAUUUAACUCUUUCUCCUGAAAAUCAAGAGAGAGAUUUGCAUUCAUUCCAGACGAGGUGUAGUUCUUUUCAUGCCAGAUAUAUUGUUUGGGCUUCUGAAAAACGAUGCAUCAAUAAUAAAUUAUCUAUUUUGUAGUGAUAAGCGUUGACAUGUAGGUCAGGGACGUCCCCCUUACCCUGACGUAAAAUUUCCUGUUGCUCUCGUUUUAUUUAAAAGGACCGGGCUUGCCGGUUGGCAGGACAUUCGACACCAGCUCUUUCCAUCCUCUCAGGGAAAAGGGAUUACCCUAGAGAUAGCCGUCUUCUAGUUCUUAACUUCAUAAUUGUUUCAAAAAGUCGCAGUGGAGCAUAUUCUCCAACUGUAUCAUAAUACUGCAUCAUACUCUAAUGUGCGCCAUGGAGUAGUCUAUACCGUCAGGGUCAGUAAGUAAUCAGAACAAACAGUGUAAUAAAUGCGAGUUCAAUAGCAGUAAAUGCCCUUAAAGAAGUCGACUUAAAAUUUUUUAUUCAGAUCAGUCGGUGGUCAAUAAAUAAUCACUAGGUAGUCGGAAACCCUUUAAACGAAAAAUAAUAAAUAGCCAAGACCCGAACAGCCUCACUCUUUUAGUCUGCAAAAUUUCUGAUUUCCACCAUCUAUUUCCUUUGUACGUUUGUAUACCAACUGGGGCCGGAUGGUGUAAACAUUUACAGACAUAUCGAAAGAAAAUAACUUUUUGUGCUACUUCUUAAUUGCAAUGGAAGACUUAAUAGUUACAAUGAAAAUAAUUGAACAGUUUGAGUGGAAAUAUAUGAUACUUCAUACAACACGUAAUCCCUUGAUGUUUAGUUUCAUUAAUUACGAAACAAUUGAGGUUUCUUCCUGGCAAAUGUCCGAGUCAAAAGCAUGAAACAGUCAAAUUGUACGAAUUUUUGUUCUCAUUACCUUUCUCACUUUCUUCUAAUCAGAAAGCUGAAAUAUACAAGUUUUGUGAGACGAAAAUGUUCAUUUUCCCUUCAAUUUAAUGUCGCAGAGUAUCCAUUAGUCAAGGCCGAGUUGGCUGACUUGGAUAAACUUCUUUUUUAUUUACAAUCCCUAGAUCGAUAUAUUAAUGCGCGACGGGGUCUAACAAUAGUUGGCAGAAGAAUCCACUUUGUGGAAUGGGAGGCGCAGGCUGUGGUGUUUCUUUGCUCUUCUUAGGCCACCUGAGUUGGUUGGCCAUCGAGACCAAUUUCACCUUUUCAGCUUCAGGGGCCAGAACAGUCUAAUUUAUACACUCUAGUCUUUGAAGAAGUAAACCUUUAGCAAGUUUUCCCUCUUUGACUUUAAACAACUGUAGUACAUGUACAAAUAUCCCCUCCGAAUAUCACUAACGAUGGCAGAUGGGGAGGGUAACCGCCAAAUAUUUAGCGCUAAAAAUUUCUAUCGCAUAAGCUAAAAAUAUCAAGACUGAUUUUUUUAGUUUAAUUAUGCUUAAUUUGAGUAAUUUCUUCUUCUCCAUGCCCGUUAGCGCACUGUUCAGCUACCAGACAAUGUCCCAGUUUAAUAAUUCCGCGGCUGAUUUAUCCCUCAAGGAAUACUAUGAACAUCUCAAGUCAAUAAUCAAAAGGUUGAACAGGUAAGAACACCAUUUGACUGCAUGUCUUCUCUUUAGGAAAGUGAGCGAUAGCCCAGACUGCCGGCAAAAAAUUAUCCGCCAAUUGAACAAACAGGGUGUGGACGUAUCCACUGCCGUAAAAAUAAUACAAACUGAAAGAAAGACCUCCCGUAGGCGCAAAGAUAGCAGUUCCAGCGAAGAAAGUGAUUCCGACAGCGAUUCAGACUCCGACUCCGAAAGCAGCAGUGAAAGCAGCAGCGAAAGUAGCAGCAGCGAAAGCAGCAGCGAAAGUAGCAGCAGCGAAAGCAGCAGCAGCGAAAGCAGCAGCAGCAGCAGUGACAGCGAAAGCACCUCAGAUGAUUGCAGUUCGAGUAGUGACGACUCGGAUUCGGACAGCAGUUCCGACAGUGAGUCCGACAGUAGCAGUAGUAGUAGCAGUUCAGAUGACCAGAAAAAAGUAAGCCCCCAGAAGAAACAGAAGGCUCAGAAGAAUGUUAAGUUGUCCAAAAUUCCGAAGAUAUGA
Molecule: messenger RNA, 6922 nt
Organism: Spirometra erinaceieuropaei
Lineage: Eukaryota; Metazoa; Platyhelminthes; Cestoda; Diphyllobothriidea; Diphyllobothriidae
Source: the annotation of a GenBank genome assembly